Messenger RNA from Chaetomium fimeti, 1674 nucleotides. Its product is annotated as general substrate transporter. The coding region runs from base 1 to 1674 and encodes 557 amino acids. The record is from RefSeq and is a predicted model, not a curated record. Gene Ontology annotation, biological process: transmembrane transport; carbohydrate transport. Gene Ontology annotation, cellular component: membrane. Lineage: Eukaryota; Fungi; Ascomycota; Sordariomycetes; Sordariales; Chaetomiaceae. Gene Ontology annotation, molecular function: carbohydrate:proton symporter activity. The transcript has 2 exons.
AUGUCCUCCAACGAAAAGGAGGCUGCGGCCCCUGCCACUGCCCACGUCGGCGACCUCGCGGUAACCCAGGACGUCGAGCGGAUCGAGGCUCCCGUCACCUGGAAGGCCUACCUGAUCUGUGCCUUCGCGUCGUUUGGUGGUAUCUUCUUCGGUUAUGACUCGGGUUACAUCAACGGUGUGCUCGGGUCCCAGAUCUUUAUCGACGCUGUCGAGCAUGUCGGCGCGAAGGAGGUUGGCGAGUCCAACACCUCGCUGAUUGUCUCCAUCCUGUCCUGCGGUACCUUCUUCGGCGCUCUCAUCGCCGGUGACUUGGCCGACUUUAUCGGCCGCAAGUGGACUGUUAUCUUUGGCUGCCUCAUCUACAUCAUCGGUGUCGUCGUCCAGAUGAUCACGGGCCUCGGUGACGAGCUUGGUGCCAUUGUUGCCGGCCGUCUCAUUGCCGGUAUCGGUGUCGGCUUCGAGUCCGCCAUCGUCAUUCUGUACAUGUCCGAGAUUUGCCCUCGCAAGGUCCGUGGCGCCUUGGUUGCUGGCUACCAAUUCUGCAUCACCAUCGGUAUCAUGCUUGCGUCCUGCGUCGUCUACGCCACCGAGGGUCGCCCCGACACCGGUUCGUACCGCAUCCCGAUCGCCAUCCAGUUCGCGUGGGCCAUCAUCCUCGCUGGUGGUCUGAUGUGCCUGCCCGACUCGCCCCGUUACUUCGUCAAGAAGGGCAAGCUCACCGAGGCUACCGACGCCCUCUCCCGCCUGCGCGGCCAGCCCAAGGAUUCCGAGUACAUCCAGGUCGAACUCUCCGAGAUCGUUGCCAACGAGGAGUAUGAGCGGCAGCUCAUUCCCUCCACCACCUGGUUCGGCAGCUGGGCCAACUGCUUCAAGGGCUCCGUCUUCAAGGCCAACUCGAACCUGCGCAAGACCAUCCUCGGCACUUCCCUGCAGAUGAUGCAGCAAUGGACUGGUGUCAACUUCAUCUUCUACUACUCGACUCCCUUCCUCAAGUCCACCGGCGCCAUCGCCGACACCUUCUUGAUCUCCAUGGUCUUUACCAUCAUCAACGUGUGCUCGACACCCAUUUCCUUCUGGACCGUCGAGAGGUUCGGCCGCCGCACCAUCCUUUUCUGGGGUGCCCUGGGUAUGCUUAUCUGCCAGUUCCUCGUCGCCAUCAUCGGUGUUACCGUCGGUUUCAACUUCACCCACCUCACCAACCCCAAUGACCCCGAGUCCAGCAUGGCCGACAACAUCUCCGCGGUCAAUGCGCAGAUCGCCUUCAUUGCGAUCUUCAUUUUCUUCUUCGCCUCCACCUGGGGUCCUGGUGCGUGGAUCGUGAUUGGUGAGAUUUUCCCGCUGCCGAUCCGCUCGCGUGGCGUCGGUCUCUCGACUGCCUCCAACUGGCUCUGGAACACCAUCAUCGCCGUCAUCACCCCCUACAUGGUCGGCGAGACCCGCGGCAACAUGAAGUCGUCCGUCUUCUUCGUCUGGGGCGGCCUCUGCACGUGCGCCUUCGUCUACACCUACUUCCUCGUGCCCGAGACCAAGGGUCUGUCGCUCGAGCAGGUCGACAAGAUGAUGGAGGAGACCACCCCCCGCACCUCGGCCAAGUGGAAGCCCACCUCGACCUUUGCCGGCCGCCAGGCCUCCGACGACGCCUUCCUCAAGCAGCACGGUGACACCAGCGUCUAA